AUGGUUCAAGCAAGCGACCUCCGCGGUGCUCCGCUUCUCCAUCGCUCCUCUUCCUCUUCCUCCUCCUCCUCCUCGCAACCAUUCCCCUCCCUAGACGGCCAGUUCCAAGAAAUCGUCCAAACCCACCCCGACACACUCGCCUUGGUCUGCUCGCAUCAACCGCCGGACCUUUACAGCGCUAAUGCCAACCAACCCACAAAAACCAGAGCAAACACAAACAGCCCACAAUGCCUCCGCUGGACCUACCGCGACCUAUCCGCGCGAGUCGACUGCUUCGCGACCGCCCUUCAAGCCCGCGGGAUCGGCAAGGGCUCACUAAUGAUGCUCUUCACGGCUAAUUCGGCCGAAUACAUCAUUGCAACGUGGGCGGCGUAUCGGAUUGGCUGCGUGCAUGUGCCGCUAAGUCCGAGGUGUUUGGGGCAUAAGCGGGAGGCGGUGCAUAUGGUGAGCACGGCUGUUGAGGCGGUUGAUCCCCAGGGGGUGGUGGUUAUUGCUGGUGAGGGGCUGAGGGAGAGGGUCGGGGAGGUUAUUGGGGAAUGGAGGGGGGAGGAGUGGGUUUUGAUUGCGGUUGGAGGGGGAGCGAAUGAUUGGGCUGGCUUUGAUGAGGUUAUGCGCUCUACAUCUGAUUCGAUGAACACGAGGGACAAGGAUGAGAACCAGACCGUGGAGUCAUCCAUCUUCUUCACUAGUGGCACCACCUCCCUGCCCAAAGGCUGCUUCGUGCAGGCCUCUGCCUUCCCGUCGACUGCCGCCAGCACCUGGCGUGCGAGUCUCCGGCACCCGAUGCGGCCUGGUGAUUGCGUUGCCGUUGUCCUGCCCAAUAACCACGCCUUCGGCUACAUGGUUCUCAUGGCGGCGUUCCUCAAUGGCGCCACCGUCGUGUUUCCCAGCGAGGGCUUUCAACCCGAGAAAUUGGUCGAGACGAUCACGCGCGAACGCUGCACCUUUACCGCGCUGGUGCCGACGAUGUUGCAUGCUCUGAGUGGCGUCGCCAUCGCGCCGGCGCAGAGGCUCUCCUCCCUGAAGCGGAUCGUGCUGGCUGGCGCGCCGCCAACGGAGGAAGUGCUGCGCAUCUGUUUGGGCCACCUCGGCGCUCAGGCAGUGGAAAAUUACUACGGGAUGACCGAGGGGAUCGCGGUUUCGACCGGUGCGGCCGAGAGCGUCGAUGAGGUGAUUCGUGGUCGCGAUGUCUCCAUUGGGUUACCGUUGCCGGGCGCCAGGGUGAGGAUCUGUGCCAAGGGCAGCCGGGCUCCCGUGUCGAUGGGCGCCGUUGGCGAGGUGCAUUUCUCCGGGCCUACUUUGGUAAAUGGAUACAUAGGGAACCGGGACGACGACAAGUUCUACACCGACGAGAACGGACAGAGGUGGUUCUGCACCGGCGAUAAAGCCGUCGUCGGCGAGGAUGGCCGGCUGUACCUGGUGGGCAGGUAUAACGACACCAUCAUCCGAGGCGGCGAGAACAUCGAGCCGUCGGCUAUCGAGGCCGUGCUGGGCCAGACGGCCGAGCUCCAUGUGCUAGAGCCGCAGAUUGUGCGCGCGUCGGAUGAGGUUGCUGGCGAGGUGCCGGUUGCUGUCAUCCGACAGGAUAUCGAUGAGGGCAGGGCCCGCCAGCUCAAGGACACCGUCCGGGCCAAGAUGGGCGCCCUCUAUGUCCCGGCAGGAGUGGUGGCGGUGUCAGCCCUGGGGUUGAGCGACUACCCUCGGACUCUCGCGGGGAAAGUCCAAAAAUCGAAGUUGACGGAAUUGGUGGGAGCGUACUGGACGGAGCGGAAGUCGCAAGCGCGCAAUAGGUUGUAUAAGCCCCUCAAGUCGCAUUCCAACUCAAAGGUCAUAGAAUCAUUAUUGAGCGCGAUUGCGUUCGCGAAGGGGGAGGAUAUCAACCCGGCCACGCGAUUGAUCGACUUGGGAAUUGACUCCAUCACAUCGAUUGCGCUCCUCAAUCAGGUCCGACAAGAGACAAAAGUGUCACUUCCCUCGUCGCUCUUCUUCACACCACACACAAUCAGCAAAAUCAUUGAGCGGUUGCAAUCAAUUACCAACCCCGCCGACCUGCUUGAUUUUGACACCGCCGCGGAAGAGCCACCCCGCGAAUGCUUCUUGACGCUCCUCCAAGGGACCCCCAAGCCGGGCGUGCCGUCCCUCUUCAUGACACCCCCCGGAUCGGGAUACGCCUUCUCAUACGAGCCACUGCCCAAAUUCGCCAAUGACUUGGCCGUCUACGCGCUAGGAUCACCUUUCCUCAUGUCCAAGUGCGACGCCGCCUGGACAGUCGAAGAGGCCGCCGCCAUAUACGUCAAGACCAUCCGCAAACGGCAGCCGGAGGGACCGUAUCUACUAGGUGGCUGGUCGAUGGGCGCCAUCAUCGCCUACGAAGAGGCAUACCAGCUCCGCCAACAGGGCCAAUCAGUGCUAGGCAUCAUAAACCUGGACAUGCCGCUGCCCCGCCCGGAUCCGUGUGUCCUCGAGCCCUCGGUCAAACUGUUGGAGAUCGUCGGCUUCUAUCCCGCAAUCCGUCGCGCUGGAAAACCGGACAUGGAGAUUCCUUCCUACCGGCGACAGCACAGUCUUGCCUCUGUUCGGGCCAAGCUGAAGUACUCGCCGCGUCCCAUGCAUACUGCCUCCACUGAUAGAAGUCCGGUACGGAUUUUCGUGAUCUGGGCGGGACACGGUGAUCCCGAUCGACUGCCGUCAGUGCUUGUCGAAGCAGAGAGGAUACUGCAGCAGUAUGGACCAGAGACGCAGGAACGAACCAGCCAGGAAUGGCUGCAAACGCCGCGGGAGUCGAUGGGACCGGGAGGUUGGGCGGAAAUGGUGGGCGAGCAGAAUGUUGAGUGCCAUGUAAUUGACCAUGCGCAUCACGAUACGCUCAUGGAUCCUGAGGUGGUAAGUUGUGUUCUUAUUUAUGUUUGCUGGAACUGCUUUCUAACGCUCUGCGCAGGUGGAAUAUACGGCGAGGUUGAUGCAGGUGGCAAUCGACAAGUGGUCACCAUCGCAACAAUGAUCAUGUGCAAUGGUGUUUGCAGUUCAAGUUCACGAGAUCACGUUCAAAAGUAUGGUAAUGGAUGUUUCUGA
Messenger RNA from Aspergillus saccharolyticus JOP 1030-1, 3072 nucleotides. Its product is annotated as acetyl-CoA synthetase-like protein. Bases 1 to 3072 code for a protein of 1023 amino acids. The record is from RefSeq and is a predicted model, not a curated record. Lineage: Eukaryota; Fungi; Ascomycota; Eurotiomycetes; Eurotiales; Aspergillaceae. The transcript has 2 exons. Gene Ontology annotation, molecular function: phosphopantetheine binding. Gene Ontology annotation, biological process: biosynthetic process.